Setaria italica (foxtail millet) is the source of this 770-nucleotide messenger RNA. RefSeq names its product E3 ubiquitin-protein ligase EL5-like. The coding region runs from base 72 to 545 and encodes 157 amino acids. The transcript has a single exon. The record is from RefSeq and is a predicted model, not a curated record. NCBI's taxonomy places the organism in Eukaryota, Viridiplantae, Streptophyta, Magnoliopsida, Poales, Poaceae.
UUGAGGAGGUGAGGGACAUAGUAGCUCGAGAGCUGCCGACCGGAGUCGAUGCUGGCGGCACGCGCGCGGCCAUGGCCAAAGACUACGUGCUGAUCCUCGCCUCCGUGGCGGCGCUGGCCGUGCUCUCGGCGGCGACCUUGCUGUGCUCCUGGCGGCGGCGGCGGCGGGCGCUGUCACCGUCGCAGCGGCGCGCGGCGGCGGGCGACGUGGAGCUCGGCCAGGGCGCGGCCGGGAUCGACGAAGCAGUCCUGGCCCGGUACCCGACGUUGGUGUACUCGUCGCCGUCGCCGGCGCCGGAGAAGGACGAGGAGACGGCCGCGGGCGCGGGGGCACCGGCGGCCGGGUCCGACGCGGCGCGGUGCGCGGUGUGCCUGGCGGACUACGCGGACGGCGACGAGCUCCGGCGGCUGCCCGACUGCCGGCACGCGUUCCACCGGGGCUGCAUCGACCAGUGGCUGCGCCGGCGGCCGACGUGCCCGGUCUGCCGUGCGUCGCCGCCGCCGCCGCCGGGGAAGGCCGUCGUCGUCGCCGCCGUCGGCUCGUAAUUAAUUUUUGCUUAUUUUUUGUUUUUUUAUUGUACAUAGCUUGUGCAGAGUAGAUCAUCAUGGACACUCUCAUUACUUCUUUCGGAAAUGCUCAUGCUUUUCCUUUGACGAAAGAACAAAAAAAAGCUAGGACCAUAGUGCACCUGUGAGACGGACACGCAAAGACACCGGCCCGUGUACGAUGCUGAACGAACUGCAAAGAAAAUAUACUCAUUUUUUUUCUCA